AUGGAAGACUUCACUCAAACCGAACGAGAACUGUUGGAGCAAUCCACUCGUCUGAAUUCGCGAGAGGCUUACGACGCGUGGGUGCAAAAGUUUGACAAAUAUGCGAAGAGUACAGUGCUCGAGCACGUGCGAAAUGCUAUGGAAAAGCACGGCAAUCUUAAGGUGAACACUGUGUUCAAUGGCGAGUUUAUCUCAGGCGACAAUCAUGCAUUCAAAAGCAUUAACACGAGAAACAGUGAACUCUUUUCUGCUUUAGAUUUGGAUAAAUGGUACGAGCAACGCGUCAUCAAGCCUACCUUGGCAUCUUUGGAAGAAUUUCAAGAACGUGAAAGUGGGUGGGCACUGCUGCGCAUACUUGAUCUCACAGUCAAUGUGAACAAAUACAAUCCACUGCAUGCAGGGUGCAACAUUGAGCUGCCUCGCGAAAUAAAAUUAAAGAAAGCCGUGAUAAACGUACGAACUAAAGACAACGCAUGUUUUGCAUGGUCCGUGGUCGCGGCAUUAUAUCCAGCUGAAAGAAAUGGAGACCGGGAAUCUUCGUACCCACAUUACACCAAAAUAUUCAAUCUUCAGGAUAUUGAAUUUCCAAUGACGUUUAAACAAAUUACCAAGUUUGAACAGCUAAACAACAUAUCCAUCAACGUAUACACCACUUAAGAUAAAAAGAAGCAAGAAGAAGCAUGUACGAUCGUUCCGAUACGUCUCGCCAGUAAGAAGGAAAAGCAUGUAAAUUUGUUAUAUGU
This is a messenger RNA of Harpegnathos saltator (Jerdon's jumping ant), 743 nucleotides long. RefSeq lists its product as uncharacterized. The coding region runs from base 1 to 657 and encodes 218 amino acids. The record is from RefSeq and is a predicted model, not a curated record. Lineage: Eukaryota; Metazoa; Arthropoda; Insecta; Hymenoptera; Formicidae. The transcript has 2 exons.